This is a messenger RNA of Cotesia glomerata, 1814 nucleotides long. RefSeq names its product succinate--CoA ligase [ADP-forming] subunit beta, mitochondrial (gene ScsbetaA). Gene Ontology annotation, cellular component: succinate-CoA ligase complex; mitochondrion. Gene Ontology annotation, molecular function: succinate-CoA ligase (ADP-forming) activity; ATP binding; metal ion binding. Gene Ontology annotation, biological process: tricarboxylic acid cycle; succinyl-CoA metabolic process. The record is from RefSeq and is a predicted model, not a curated record. The coding region runs from base 225 to 1553 and encodes 442 amino acids. NCBI's taxonomy places the organism in Eukaryota, Metazoa, Arthropoda, Insecta, Hymenoptera, Braconidae. The transcript is spliced from 7 exons.
AAGCCCAGAGGGAUCCACUGAUCAGUCACAUGGUUUUUAAUUUUCAUCUCAGCAGCACACGGACUUGCUUCGAUUACACUAGUACAGAGAUAAAAUACGGGUUAGUGUAGUUGUACUGGUGAUAAAAAUAUAAGAGCAAAAAGAGUGAAGUUGGUGGUAGACAAGAAAGAUAAAACCCAAGCACCAGCUGACAGUCCAUUGCCACCGUCUUAGAUUCAAGUAACAUGGCCACCAUGUUGUCCCGGGCGAUUGUCCGUUUAAACUCUAAAAUUCUUUCAAAGUCUAAUGGAUUGGUGAAACAACCGGUGAGAUGUCUGAAUGUGCAUGAACACAUCUCAUACAGCUUGCUCAAUGAAGCCGGUAUUCCGACUCCCAAAUUUGGAGUCGCCAAGACUCCAGAUGAAGCUGCUACUCUUGCUGCUGAUCUCAAGACCAAGGACAUUGUCCUGAAGGCCCAGGUUUUGGCUGGUGGCCGUGGAAAGGGUCACUUCAAGGACAGCUCUGUCAGUGGUGUUAAAAUGUGUGAAACACCAGAAGAAGCUAAAUCUCUAGCAGCCCAGAUGUUAGGAAAAUUAUUAAUCACCAAGCAAACUGGUGAGGGUGGUAGAAUAUGUAAUGCUGUAAUGGUAACACAGCGGAUGUUUCCUCGAAAAGAAUACUACUUAGCAGUUAUGAUGGAGCGAGCCUUUGGAGGUCCAGUAAUAAUUGCCUCAAGUCAAGGAGGUGUAAACAUCGAGGAAGUAGCCGCUACUAACCCAGAUGCCAUUAUGUACGAACCAAUCGACAUCAACAAAGGUAUUACUAAAGAACAAGCGAGCCGCAUCGCUGAAAAACUUGGUCUGGGCAACGUUAAGGAUUAUAUCUCAAACAUCAUCCUGAACCUUUACGCUAUGUUCCUGAAGAAAGACGCACUUUUGCUCGAGGUCAACCCUCUUGCCGAAGACAUCCAAGGCAACUACUUUGCACUUGAUUGCAAGUGCCGAUUUGACGACAAUGCCGAGUUCCGGCAAAAAGACCUCUUUGCCCUCCGGGAUUGGACUCAAGAAGACCCCAAAGAGGUCGAGGCCGCUAAGUUCGAGCUGAAUUACAUCGCGCUUGAUGGAAAUAUUGGAUGCAUGGUCAACGGUGCAGGUUUAGCCAUGGCUACCAUGGAUAUUAUCAAGCUUCAUGGUGGAGAGCCCGCUAACUUUUUGGAUGUCGGUGGUGGUGCUACUGCUUCAGCUGUUAAAGAAGCCUUCAAAAUUAUUACAUCCGACCCCAAGGUUCAUGCCUUGUUGGUCAAUAUUUUCGGAGGUAUCAUGAGAUGUGAUGUAAUCGCUGAGGGUAUUAUUGCAGCCACGAAAGAAUUAGAUCUCAAGAUUCCAGUUGUUGUACGACUUCAGGGAACUAACGUCGAUGAAGCCAAAGCCUUGAUUGCUAACGCUGGAUUGAAAAUCGUACCAGUAGAUGAUCUUGAUGAAGCAGCUCGCAUUGCUGUAAAAUUGUCGACAAUUGUAAAAUUAGCUCACUCAGCAAAUCUCAGCGUUAACUUUGAAAUUCCUCAAAUUUCAUAAAUUUAGCGCUUAUUUAAUUGAAUAAACGUAUUGACAUUAUAAUUAAAAAAAAAAUCGCCAUAAUCUUAAUGCGAGAAAAUCAAUAGUAAAAUUAAAAGUUAAUAUUUAUAAUAUUUUUAUCAAUUUAGCAUAAUUAUUUUUUUAUUUCUGUUAAAAUCACUCAACUGAAAAAAGCACGUGGAAAUUACCUCUCUCAUUAAUACUGCAACACUUGUAAAUUAAUAUACAUAUAUAUAUCGCUUCGCGGUACUGACAGACUUA